This is a messenger RNA of Ficedula albicollis (Collared flycatcher), 1448 nucleotides long. RefSeq names its product carboxypeptidase A6 (gene CPA6). Gene Ontology annotation, biological process: proteolysis. The record is from RefSeq and is a predicted model, not a curated record. The coding region runs from base 1 to 1356 and encodes 451 amino acids. Gene Ontology annotation, molecular function: zinc ion binding; metallocarboxypeptidase activity. NCBI's taxonomy places the organism in Eukaryota, Metazoa, Chordata, Aves, Passeriformes, Muscicapidae. The transcript is spliced from 11 exons.
AUGCUCACCUCCACACUACCUUGGAUUUUUGAUUUACUGGAAAAACGUGAGCAGAGUCAGAGAGGACAAUUUAAAACGUUUCAGCACCAUGCUGCUCUUCCUCGUGCAGGUGACACUGUCCAGCCAAGGAUUCAGCUGGCUGUCACCCACCUCAGUGAUAAAGUCAUACGGGUUGUUCCUGAGAGCGAGAGGGAAACACAGAUCCUGAGGGCUGCAUUCAACAGGCUUAAGGUGGACUUGUGGCAGCCCAGCAGCCCCUUCCACAUGGUCGCAGGCGCAGUGGCUGACGUGCGAGUGCCGCGGAACACGACGCGGAGCCUGCUGCCCUUCCUCCAGCAAGCAAACAUCCCCUACACGAUUCUCAUAUCAGACCUACAGCAAGCAAUAGAAAACCAAACUGGAGAGAGGUCCCACAGGAAUCGAAGGUCCCUCUCUGGGUAUAACUAUGAAGUGUACCACUCCCUGGAAGAGAUCGAGGACUGGAUGCAUUAUCUGAAUAGAACUUAUUCAGAUCUUGUUCACAUGUUCUCUGUUGGAAAAUCCUAUGAAGGGAGACCACUGUAUGUACUCAAGUUAGGUAAAAGAUCACGGCCCUACAAGAAAGCUGUCUGGAUAGACUGUGGGAUUCAUGCAAGAGAGUGGAUUGGCCCAGCCUUUUGCCAGUGGUUCGUGAAAGAAGCUCUUCAGACAUACCAGACUGAUCCUGACAUGAGAAAGAUGCUAACUCAGCUGUAUUUCUAUAUCAUGCCUGUAUUUAAUGUGGAUGGAUAUCAUUUCAGCUGGACAUAUGAUCGAUUUUGGAGGAAAACAAGAUCAAAGAACAUGAGGUUUCACUGUCAUGGUGUUGAUGCUAAUCGCAACUGGAAAGUGAAAUGGUGUGAUGAAGGUGCUUCAUUACACCCAUGUGAUGACACUUACUGUGGUCCUUUUCCCGAGUCUGAGCCUGAAGUAAAGGCUGUUGCUCAUUUUCUUCGCAAGCACCGGAAACAAAUAAAAGCGUAUUUGUCCUUCCAUGCAUAUGCACAGAUGCUGCUGUACCCUUAUUCCUACAAAUAUGCAACCAUUCCAAACUUCAACUGUGUGGAGUCAGCAGCCUAUAAUGCUGUUAAUGCUCUUCAGUCAGCCUAUGGUGUGAGAUACAGAUAUGGCCCUGCAUCCAGCACUUUGUAUGUAAGUUCUGGCAGCUCUAUGGACUGGGCUUACAAAAAUGGCAUCCCGUAUGCAUUUGCAUUCGAGCUGCGUGACACUGGCCAUUUUGGAUUUUUGCUUCCUGAAACACUGAUCAAACCAACCUGCACAGAAACCAUGCUUGCAGUUAAAAAUAUAACUCUUCACUUGCUGAAGAAAUGUCAUUAAGAUGGAUUUCUAGGAGCUGGAAGUAAAUGUUUUACUCCUAGCGCUGAUGCCUUUCAGUGUGUUCAGAUGCCAUCCUAAGUUUGGCCACUUCG